Molecule: messenger RNA, 1197 nt
Organism: Procambarus clarkii (red swamp crayfish)
Lineage: Eukaryota; Metazoa; Arthropoda; Malacostraca; Decapoda; Cambaridae
Source: RefSeq, a predicted model, not a curated record
AUGAGAGGUCUGCCAGCGGUCUCUGUGGACAGUUACGGUGAUCAUAAUCCUGUCCUGCGGUGCAACAGUCCCGGGGUCUGCAAGUGUCCCGGGGGCUGCAAGUGUCCCGGGGGCUGCAAGUGUCCCGGGGGCUGCAACAGUCCCGGGGGCUGCAACAGUCCCGGGGGCUGCAACAGUCCCGGGAGCUGCAAGUGUCCCGGGGGCUGCAACAGUCCCGGGGGCUGCAACAGUCCCGGGGUCUGCAACAGUCCCGGGGGCUGCAAGUGUCCCGGGGGCUGCAACAGUCCCGGGGGCUGCAAGUGUCCCGGGGGCUGCAACAGUCCCGGGGGCUGCAAGUGUCCCGGGGCCUGCAACAGUCCCUCCGGGGGCUGCAAGUGUCCCGGGGGCUGCAAGUGUCCCGGGGGCUGCAACAGUCCCGGGGUCUGCAACAGUCCCGGGGGCUGCAAGUGUCCCGGGGCCUGCAACAGUCCCGUGGGCUGCAAGUGUCCCGGGGGCUGCAACAGUCCCGGGGGCUUCAAGUGUCCCGGGGGCUGCAACAGUCCCGGGGGCUGCAAGUGUCCCGGGGGCUGCAACAGUCCCGGGGGCUGCAAGUGUCCCGGGGGCUGCAACAGUCCCGGGGGCUGCAACAGUCCCGGGGGCUGCAAGUGUCCCGGGGGCUGCAACAGUCCCGGGGGCUGCAAGUGUCCCGGGGGCUGCAAGUGUCCCGGGGGCUGCAACAGUCCCGGGGGCUGCAAGUGUCCCGGGGGCUGCAACAGUCCCGGGGGCUGCAAUCCCGGGGGCUGCAAGUGUCCCGGGGGCUGCAACAGUCCCGGGGGCUGCAAGUGUCCCGGGGGCUGCAACAGUCCCGGGGGCUGCAAGUGUCCCGGGGGCUGCAACAGUCCCGGGGGCUGCAACAGUCCCGGGGGCUGCAACAGUCCGGGGGUCUGCAAGUGUCCCGGGGGCUGCAACAGUUCCGGGGGCUGCAAGGGGGGCUGCAACAGUCCCGGGGGCUGCAACAGUCCCGGGGGCUGCAAGUGUCCCGGGGGCUGCAAGUGUCCCGGGGGCUGCAACAGUCCCGGGGUCUGCAAGUGUCCCGGGGGCUGCAACAGUCCCGGGGUCUGCAAGUGUCCCGGGGGCUGCAACAGUCCCGGGGGCUGCAAGUGUCCCGGGGGCUGCAACAGUCCCGGGGGCUGCAAGUGUCCCGGGGUCUGCAAGUGA